AUGCCGCUUUCUAUUCCAAAGGCGAUUGAGACCGUGAGGCGUUACGUUGCCGACCAGCGCGAUGACGCAACUGGCUCCGUAGGGAAUACUACAUGCUUGCACUCAUCAGCUGUUGAGGUGUGCGAAGACCCGCAGCGACGGAUACUUCCGGCAUUUCGGGAAACGUGGAGGGGCGGGCCGAAUAUCAUCGCAUCAAACGACGGCUCGUACUUUGUCGCCGCGGAUUGUCUCUGGCACGACCGCAACCGUAUUUUGGCGGAGGAAAUAAAAGAUUAUGCCAGUCUAAAAGAAACCCCAUGGGCUGGGGGAAAGUUGGCGUCUACGCUUUCAAGUUGUGCUCGGUGCAAAAUUGACGCCACGUCCGCCAUUUUCUCCAAUUGGCCGAGGGAACAAGUCACUGAAAACCUGGUGAAACAAUCCAUUCUGGACAGGGCAAAACUAUACCGUAGUUGCCGGAUAAAUUAUAUUCAUGGGGCAUUGGGUCUGCAGGAGAGCCCGUACGGUCACGCUGGCGAGGUUUACGGCGACAUCCACCAGAAACUGUCUCGGGCUCGCGCUCGGGCAAUUUGCCCCGUUAAACGACAGGCAAAACACACGGGAGACAGUCUCUUUGGUAGCAUCCCGCUGCGCCAGACUUUGUGUGUUCGCCGCAAGGGCGGGGUUGAACCAAAGGACCAUUUAUUUGGUUCCCUGCACGUGGAAGAAAAAAAAUAUUUAUAA
Trypanosoma cruzi is the source of this 720-nucleotide messenger RNA. RefSeq lists its product as uncharacterized. The record is from RefSeq and is a predicted model, not a curated record. NCBI's taxonomy places the organism in Eukaryota, Euglenozoa, Kinetoplastea, Trypanosomatida, Trypanosomatidae. The coding region runs from base 1 to 720 and encodes 239 amino acids. The transcript has a single exon.